Molecule: messenger RNA, 9753 nt
Organism: Porites lobata
Lineage: Eukaryota; Metazoa; Cnidaria; Anthozoa; Scleractinia; Poritidae
Source: the annotation of a GenBank genome assembly
AUGGUGUUUUCAUCAUCCGAGUGUAUCAUCUGGCUUACCGUAUUCACCGCCGAGUCUGUUGCUAUAGUCACGGUGAAUCUCCUUGCCAUCAUUCUUUUUAUAAAGAACAGAAGCCUUCGCACUCGCAGCAUGUACUUGGUUAUAAGCUUAACCGUGGCUGAUAUGUUGGUUGGAGUCCUAUCCGGGGGUUAUCUUCAAUUUGAUUUCCUACUACAAUGUGGCCUUAUAAAAUUGAAUUUAUCUCGGAAAGUUAUUAUUCCAUUAGCGAUCUUUUUUGAUGUCUUUCCUCUUGUCUCCCUGACAAACAUUGCCGUGAUUUCUUUAGAGCGAUUUCACGCUACGUUUCGUCCAUUUAGGCAUCGGCUCAUCAAGAGAUGGGUCUACGUGGUGGCAAUUGCUGUUGUCUGGGUUUUUCCUCUAAUUGUUUUAGUCAUUUUCCGGGUAGAGUUGCUUUAUUUGAUUGGAUAUCACCUUUACAUAGUUGAAUCCUACUGUCUUUUGUGUUUAAUUGUUACCUUUGUUUCUUACACGUCCAUUCUCUUUAAGUUUCGUUUUGGAGCUCAUCCUCAGCGCCAUUGUGCAGCUGCUUUAAGACAAAGAAAACUAACUGUCACAUUGUUUAUAACAACUUUAGUAUCUUUACUGUUGUGGUUACCAUACAAUAGUUUUCUUUUUGUUGACUGGUCAACUGAUAUUUUGAAUUCCCCUUCUUUUAAAGAACGUUUUGAUUUGAUUUAUUCUUUGCUUUUUUUGUUUUAUGCAAACUCCCUUGUAAAUCCCAUUUUGUACACAAUCAGGAUGCCAGACUUUAAAAAAGCUCUGCUCUCAUUGUUCAGACGUCAUCAAAGAGAAAAUGUUGCUAUUCCGCUAAAUCGUUACUUUGUAAGUAGCUAAGAAUUAAACAAACGGAAGACACCCUUGAUGCAAUUGUGUAAAAACAUACAUAGAAGCACAUUUAAAGCUACAUUAGGCUGUAUGUUAAGGAAGCUGUGCGGAAGAAAUAAAGAUUAGACGUGAUGAACAAGUGCUUAAAGUGUGUUCAAUUGGGAACUCUGUUUUGGUGGAAUGCGAUGUAGGAAGAUAAAUAAUGCUAUGUUAAUACUUUGCCGGAUAGCCAUUGCGAAAGCAGGAAAACCAUACCGGAAAGAUACCCCUCGUCAACUGCCUUUUUCGAAUAUUCGCGUCAGUUUGUUUACAUUCGCGUUCGUCUCCACUUCACGCUGAUUGGCGGAAAUCUGACAGCUCAGUCGACGGGUAGCCACAGGGAAAUUGGAGGCGGAAUUAAAAUCCCAAAGGCGUAGUUCGUCAGCUUUACUUCCUUUUCCCGCCCCGCCACCAGAGCGCCCCGGAGAGCUUGCUCACAGGCUAAUGGAGGGACUACCGUUAUUCACCAGGAAAGCAUUUAUAAAAACAGCGAGGAUUGGGGGGAGGGGAAAUGACUGCGUAGUAAGAUAUUACAGAGUUUUUACAUCACCAAUUAUCACUUGUUUUUCUUUGUACAUAUGCACCUAUUCGCUUCCUUUCGCAACAAAUAAUUACAGUAAAAAUUAUAACUAAAAAUGCAUAUUAAUAAACAUUUGAAAGAGUAAUAAGCAAUUAUUUUCAGCCAGUAUAUUAAAAAGCGAGCCGCAGAUGUUGCUCAAUUAAGACAAACAAGUCAAACUAAAUUGGCCCGUGUCUGGUUCCACUCGUUCAUAGCACCGGCACGAUCUCCAUUUUGUUGUUAAAUUUGAACAUAACUGGCAUCGUGUCACUAACAUACACCCUUGCUAACCUUUACUAGUAACAUGUACCUUAAAACCUAAACAAAAUAAUGAUAAUGAGAAUAAUACAAAUUAAAAUUACUGGACAAGAACGUAUCCCAGUUAAGAUAACCAUUCGUGUUAGGAAAAAACAGUGAUUCGCAGGUGUUCUUGGCCCCUUUCUUGCCCUUGAACAAUUCUUGCCUGUUCUUGUUACUCAGUUUAGCGUAAUUUGUGGUAUUAUCCAUGGCCUUCUUUACGAAAUUGUUACUCAAUCUUUUCUCAUAUACAGCAAGAAGAAUUCUUGUUACUUUUGCGAUUUUUGCGAAAUUUGCUAUUUCUUCUAUACUUUUCUGAUAGCAGUUUUCUUUAAAUCUUUUUUGCUAAAAUUGCGAAAACAAUUUGCUAGCAAAUUUUUGCUAACUAAGAAUGCAUAUUAAUGAAGCAUCAGUUAAUUUGAAAGUGCAAUAAGUAAUUAUUUUUAGCCAGUACAUUAAAAAGCGAGCCGCAAAUGUUGCUCAAUUAAGACAAAAACGUCAGACUAAAUUGGCCCGUGUCUGGUUCCAGUCGUUCAUAACACCGACACGGUCUCCAUUUUGUUGUUAAAUUUUAACAUAACUGGCAUCGUGUCACUCACAUACACCCUUGCUAACCUUUACUACUAACAUGCACCUUUACACCUAAACAAAAUAAUAAUAAUGAGAAUAAUGAGAACAAUAAUAAUAAUAAUCAUCAUCAUCACCGUCAUCAUUAUCAUCAUCGUCAUCAUUAUCAUCAUCAUAACUAUAACAAAUUGUCAAAUCUGAUUGGCUGUCAACUGCCCUGAUUUCAGCCUUAAUUUGACAGUUUAAUAGGACAGUAGGCGGCAUGCCUAAGUUAUUGGACAGUACGCGCCAUCACGCGCGCGCUGAAAUGGCUUUUUUUUUCACUGCUAGCAAAACAAAAUUUAGAAUUUCUUGUGUUUUGAUCUAAAAAAUAGCCUAUUAUAUCACAAAUUUUGUUAAAGUUAUGAUUAAUUGGUAACAGAACUUCGUGUCGUCCAAUUUGGUCUGUAACAAGAGAGGAUAAAGGGGACAGAGAAGGCAUCCCCCAUACACACCCUAUUCCAUAGGUUUUUCGUCUCGAGUUAUUUUUAAGACCACAGAUCCCAAGGGGGAUUAGACAACAGCCAAUCACAUAACGCGAAUGAGUUCCGCGUGGAUGACCCACGCUCAGAGCCACGUGUCCUUCACGAAAAAAAAUGGCGGAAGACGCGGAGAGCGAUAUUGCUAUUCGUUUUGUCGACGAAAACGUUUAAGGAGAGAUUUCUACUAAAGCGGUGUCAGUGAAAUGGAAAUUAAAAAAGAAUCGCCCCUCCUCUCUUGUAUAGAGCUAACAGUACAGCAGGCAAAUUCUUAACACACUGAAUAUUCUCUCAAGAUCAUUUAUAAUUUACAGUUUGAAGAGAGCAACUUCUGGUUUGAUAUUUGAUCUUUUAUUAGUAUUCUAUUGUUCAACAAAAAUAACACUUGGCGUCCUACUUGCUUUAUUGUACAAACGACCGGUUUCAAUAGAGCGGCGAAAUUUCUCAUUUUAUUAAAGCACUGAGGUUACGAAAACUUCGAGUUAAACUGAUUUCACGGGUUGUCAAAGAGUCCAGCGAUUCGCUUUUCCCAGGUGAGCGCCGACUCAUUUCGCUUCAAUAUUCAGAAGUGCUCUCGAUCUCUUUACGCUUUCAUUGCCUUUCGCUCGACAUGUUUUGCACGGCGUUUAGUCAUGCGAAACGUCCACGAAACAUCCACGCAGCGCGCGAGGUAACUUUAUCCCAAUUCGAAAAAUAACUCGAGACGAAUUACCCAUGGAAUAGGGUGUGUAUGGGGGAUGCCUUCUGUGUCCCGUUUAUCCUCUCUUGGUCUGUAAUCAUACUCGUGAUUAAACAAAAACGGACUCCCGCUACGCGGUCGUCCAAUUUUGUUAAUCACUCGUAUGAUUAGAGACCGAAUUAGACUCCACUCAGUCCUGUUACCAUUACUAAUAAUAAUAAUAAUAAUAAUAAUAAUAAUAAUAAUAAUAAUAAUAAUAAUGAUAGUGAUAGUGGUAAUAACUAUAACUAAAAAUGCAUAUUAAUGAGGUACUGUCUAAUUUUUAUUUACCAAUAAGUACAGCUGAAUGCCAAUCAUUUUAGGUGGCAAGUGCUUUGUGAUCGACAAAGAAACACAAACAAGUCAGAAUAUAUUAGCCCCCGUCUGGCUCCACUCGUUCAAAACGCCUACCAGUCUUCAUUUUGCGGUUUUUAAAAACUGCUAGCGUCCUUUUUAAAGAAGGUAAGACAGUUUACUUCCAGUAGAACAAGUGAAGUUUCAGAUAUGUCCAGGAAGGAUCUUGUGAACAAAAAUUGGCUAGCAAAUUCUUUUCGCAAUUUUCGCAAAAGAAAUGAUUCACCAGAAAAUUUUGUGAGACAAUCACUUGCAAAUAUCACAAGAGUUGCAAGAAUAAACAAUUUAAAAAAAAUUCUAGACUUAGAAAGAAAAAAGGCCAAAAAUGGCCUCGAAAAUCCCCCAAAAUUAAGGGCGCAAAAGUAACAAGGAUUUUUCUUGCUACCUCAAAACACCGAGUAACCAAUACCUCAAAAAUAGCAAUAAUGACAAAUUUAACAAACUUCUAGACUCAGAGAAAAAACGGGCCAAGAAGGGCCUCAAAAAGGCCUCAAAUUUCGCAAAAAUCGCGAAAGUAACAAGGAAUUUCUUUUCUACCCAAAAGCACGGUUAACAUACACCCUUACUAACCUUAACUAGUAAAAAGCAUCUUCACACAUAAAAUAAUACGUACCAAGAAGUAAAGCUUCUAUAUUUAUCUUUUUUAGGCAGUAUAUUAAAGAGUGGCAAGUGCUUUGUGAUCGACAAAGAAACUCAAACAAGUCAGGAUACAUUAGACCUUGUCUGGCUCCACUCGUUUAUAUCACCGGUCAGUCUUCGUUUUGCUGUUUUUUUUUUUUAACUGCCAGCGUCCUUUUGAAAGAAGGUAAAUAAUUAUAAUUCCAGUAGAAUAUGUUACGUCAAGUUACAUACGAUUUAACAUCGCAUUGUUUAGGUAAAGAGAAAAUAUAAAUUCUUAAUAUUCUAAAGUGAACACGGAAGACACGCAAACCGGCUUGCUUUUAAUUUUGUCAGCUAAAUUUGAACUUUUGUGAACAGUUUAAUAACACAAGCGACCAGUUUAAUUUCUUUUCAAAAGGACUAACGGCUUUAUCAAACUUUAUUUUAGAUUUCUCCCCAAGUUUUUGUCUUUUUCUGCAACCGUAGUUGAUAGCGGUCUCCUCCACUAACAACGAAAAACAGACGGCGUCUAAACAGGUGACCAGUUCACUGAUAAGGUAGGCCAGUGCUUCAUUUCUGAGGAAUUUAUUUGUAUUAAUACUACAAGCUCAUGACUCAGUUCAAACAAAGUGUCAAUGAACCUGAGAGUCCCCAAAAGAAGUUUUUGUCCUUUGAGGAGGAUAAAUUGUUAGAUUUUUAUUUUGGUCUCAAUUAUGUCUAGUAUAGAUCUUAUACAGGAAAUAAUUAUUAGCUAAUCCAGCUUUUCAAAUGGAAGGCAGAAGCAGUAAAUUAGUUCUAUAAAGGGAGGGAGGAAGGGUAGAAGAAGGCGUAUAACACAAGGAAUAAAGGGUCAUAUUUCCUUUAAAUGACGUCUGCCAUGAAGGCUAAACUUGUCAGAAAACCCUGCUCAUGGCAAUCAUGACAAGACUUAAAGGCUACUUUUGCGCGUGAUCUUGAGGCUUAGCUUGUUCUUCUAUAAACAAAUAAAGAAAAAUUGCGAUCCUUCCCACGUAUCGCUCUGUUUUUGACCCCAAAUGACGCCCGGAGAGCAGUAAUAAAACCCGUCUUUUUGCUAAAUUUAAUACUCCUUUAUCUCGAAUCAUGAAAACAAUAAAUGUAUCUGUCCAUCAAACAUGUUUUUUCGUUGUCUUUUACUUAUUAUUGGUGCAGAUAAUUUUGAAUUAUUUAAAAACUGAAAAAAGUACCAGAAAAAGCAAGGCUGGACGCGAGUUUUAUGAUACAUUUUCUUCUAUAUAUUUUCUCCUUGUCAAUUUUACAGACAAUUAGAAGCCAUAAAUUAACGUUGACAUGCGUUUGUAUUUUUAACCGAAAAUCUUUUGUAUUUGCAUUUGCACUUUUUUUUAACGAAGAGAAAUCUAGGAAGGGAUAUCUUUGGAAGGACUUGUUAGUCAUAAAAGAGUCCAAGCAAUAUGCUUAGCCACAAGUUGCUCGUCAGCUCAGUUAAACUGUGUUAUUUAUACUACUGAGUGAGUGUGCGGAGUCCAGGACUGGCCCAAUUACCAAUGCCAGCUUGGUGUUACACGCCUGUCCAUGAGGUAAACGGUAUCACAUGAUCCGUUUUUCAAGAUGGCGGACAACACUUUCCAACUGGGAAGAACGUGCAGAUGAAGGCCCGAUUAAUUCAACUGUUGAAUAUUAGUUCUAUUAAUUAAUGAAGUUUUGUUAAAAAAAGGAAAUGCGUAUAAAACCUACUUGAUAUACUGCGCAUGAUCUAAGCUGCAAUAAAACCGACUUCAAGUGCAAACAAGUAAAAAAAAACUGCAACUUUUCGGCAACGUUUAGACACUUAUAUCGGCAGUUUUUGGUAAUUUAUCGGCACACUUGUGGCUAAGCCUACAAAGCAACGCAUCUUGAAACCGGCACUGCAUCUCGUGAACAAUGAAUUUAAUCCUUCAUUACUAUAGCUACCAGUUCCGUCCGCCAACCGACGGAAUUUAUAACGAUCGAUUUACAAACAAACACCGCAGCGUACAGUUGCAUUUUGGAACCUCUGCUUCUUCAAAACAAAACAAAACAAAAAAACAUGCAUGACUCAACUUACUCUUUCAUUAACUUUCGUAAAUAUGUGUUAACUUUUCGUGUAAAACGGCCUCACACAUAAGUUCUUAAAUGGUUUAGACGAGUGCUUGGGCCGGCUGCAACGCAGGCUAGAUGUAGGAAGACAAAUGAGGCUAUGUUAAUACUUUGCCGGAUAGAUAUUGCGGAAGCAGGAAAACCAUACCGGAAAAAUACCCGUCAAAUACCACACUUUAUUAACCAACAUGACCGCUACAGGCCGCCGUGUAAAUGCCACGUCACGCAAAAGAGUAGAAAUUCAAGCGUACUGACUAUCACAAAAGGAAAAAAAAACAUUUCGACGUGAAAAUUUGUCUCAAUAUUAGUUUUUAGCUGCUCUAAUAUUUCAUAAAAGUAAAAAUUCAGAGGGAUUGACAAUUCUCUAGUUGGAAUUUUCAAUGACGUCAUGUGCAUUAAAUGUCACAGAUUACAUUGGAUUCAAGCCACGUUCAAUGAACAAGAAAAAAUCGGCGAAACAGUAUCUGUGGACCAAUUAAUUAUCCAGUUAGCAAACUCUUUGCUGUAUUAAAAUAAUAGAGCUCAAGAAUGUUCGUAUCAUUGCCGUCGUCUACAUCGUCACGAUCUCCACCUCAAAAAACAUUUCCUUUAAAUGGGCUUUUAUAAAAAGAUAAAAAAAUAAAUAAUAAUUAAUAAUAAUAAAAAAAAAUGAGAUGUUUGACCACAAUUUAUAACAAACAGGAUGCUCAAAAUUACACAGACAUGUAGUUAUUUACAUUAAUUUUCUUUAUUGGUGUGUUUAUACUUGAUAAAUACGUUAAGUAGUACAAGAUGGGCACGAUCAGAUUGUUUUGGCAAAGAAAAAUAAAAACGAUCUUAUAUUUUAAAGUCGCCACAGAACAUUUCAACUGACUUGCUUUUUCAUUUAGUUAAAUAUGAGCUUUUUCGAACACAAGCGAUCUGUUAACAUUUUAUAAAAGACUCAAGGGUUUAUUAAACUUUAUUUUAGAUUGCUAUACGAGUAUUUGGCCUUCUGCGACGUAGUGAGUAGCGAUCUCUUCUACUUAGAGCGAACGAAACACCGUCUUUUGAACAGUUGACCAGUUUACUUACAAAAAGGUAAGCCCGCAGUGCUUUACUUCUUUGCGCUGAGUUUCAUGACAUCAAUGUUUGUUAUCUAAGUUCUGUCUAUCGAUAAAGUCAAGAAUGUGACUCAGUCUCCAAAGAAAGUCUGCUUUCUAAUCCAGUAGCUCUGAUCAAGAAAACAAUAAUUGCUCAUCAAACAGUUUAAGCUGUCAAUUAUUCAUAACUGGUGCAGAAACCAUUCAAAUUAUUUAAAGAAUGCUAAAAACGAGACUGGAAAGUAGAAAAAAAAAUAAAAAAAUAAAAAUAAAAGGACUGGAGAUUCGUUUUAAAAUGGUACAUUUCCUUACAUUUAUUUUUCUCUUUCUUUAAUUUAAGAGACAAUUGGAAGCCAUAUUAAACUUAUGACUAGUGUUUGUUGCUUAAACAGCGAACGUUUUGCAUUUGCAUAUGCCCUUUCAUUUUAACGCAGAGAAAACACGGAUAAGAUAGUUUUGAACGCUUGUAAGUUUGAAUUUUGAGACCGAUGAAAGAGAAUAUCAAAAAAUCUUGUGUUAUCUUUAAAUAUUGCAAUGAAUAUAGGAACAUAAAAGAACAACAAAAACUUAUCAUUGCCUGAAAGGUUUUCUAGUGGUAUGGUUGUCGCCGUAAACGGCGACUGCUACAGGUCGACUGCAGGUCUAAUACUUUUACAGAUUUGUUGAUUCAUCGAAGUUAAUAUAAAAUCUUUUGGUUUUCCGAUACAUUUCCUCUAAACUCAAACAAAUUAACAGUAACAUAUUGUUUUGGUCCUCUGUGGCUUAAGCACCUUUUAUUGAGUGGACAAGAAUUUAACCCACAAAAAAAACAAACAAACAAUCAAGUGAAAACAAAGAAAUUAUCCACUUCUUCUAUCAGAUAGCAUUGUUCAUCCUUUUUUCCAUCUGGAAGCGAAGUGCGCAUUUUGUGUUCGAGGCGUUCAGAAUUCAGGUAGCAGUGCAAAGCAAACUGAAAACAAAAAAACAAAAAAAAACAAAACUAAAAAACAACAAAAAAAAACCGGGGAACAAGCUAUAUCGUAUUUUACGAUCGUUCUUUUAAGUUACGAUGCUGACCUUUCUUUUGAUCAAAAUACUGAUCAAAGGUUAUUCUUCUUACAGGUAACUGUUGCGGACAACACAAACUCAAGAAACAAUAACACCAUCUGUGAAAUAACUCAUGACAAGAUGAUUAUUUCUUUUUCCGAGUGCGUCAUCUUGUUUACCGUAUUCAUCACCGAGUUUGUUGCUAUAGUAACGGUGAACCUCCUUUCCAUCAUUCUUUUCAUAAAGAACAAAAGUCUUCGCACUCGCAGCGUGUACUUGGUCAUGAGCUUAACUGUGGCCGACUUGUUGGUUGGAAGUCUUUCCGGAAGUGUUGAUAGUUUUUAUAGCCAAAACCGUUAUUGUCCCUUUGUAAAAAAAUAUUCUUUAUCUAGGGAAGUUAGAAUUGCAUUUCUUGUUCUUAUCCCUCUCUUUCCUUUUGUCUCCCUGACAAACAUAACUGUGAUUUCUUUAGAGCGAUUUCACGCUACGUUUUGUCCAUUUAGGCAUCGGCUGAUCAAGAGAUGGGUCUUUUUGGUAGCAAUUGCUGUUGUCUGGGUUUUAUCUAUUAUUACAUUAGUCAUUGUGGGGAUAGAAUAUUUUCUGAUGACAAGCCACCCGCUUUACUUGUCGGCAUCAUACUGUUGUUUGUGUUUAAUUGUUACCUUUGUUUCUUACACGUCCAUUCUGUUUAAGUUUCGUUUUGGAGGUCACCCUCAGCGCCAUUGUGCAGCUGCUUUAAGACAAAGAAAACUAACUGUGACAUUAUUUAUAACAACUUUAGUAUCUUUACUGUUGUGGUUACCAUACAGUAUAUUAUAUCUUCUUGUUGACCGGUCAUCUUAUAUAAGUUUAAAUUCCCUUUCUGGCCCACAAAGAAUUCGUUUGCUUUCUUCACUGAAUUUUUUGCGUUAUGCAAACUCCCUUGUAAAUCCUAUUUUAUAUGCAGUCAGGAUGCCAGACUUUAAAAAAGCUCUGCUCUCAUUGUUCAGACGUCCGCAAAGAGAAAAUGUUGCUAUCCCGCUGAGUCGUUACUAA